AGAAGAACCUUAAACCAGAAGGAGAAGAAGAACCAGCUGUUGCCAUUGUUUCCUGCUGCGUUUACUGACAACCAGGUGGAGGUGAAACCGGGGUUUGUGGCGCACAAUAAGUGAGGAAUAUGCGCUCACUUGUCGGACUAAUCUGUGUUAUCACUGCAGCCAGCUUGUACCUGUACUCACUGUCCCUCUACCUUCCCGCGGGACCCCGACGACGUCCUCGUCCGACCGCCGACGGGAAACAUGUGGAGACAUCAGAGUCCGAGCAGCCUGACAGCUCUGAAGAAGACAGCAGGUUAAAGUUCCCUUCAGACUUGGAGGAGCUGAGGGAACUGGCCGAGCUCCUGCAGUUUUACAAGACAGAGCACACUGGAUAUGUCCUGCUACUCUUCUGUAGUGCAUAUCUCUACAAGCAGUCCUUUGCCAUUCCUGGAUCCUCGUUCCUGAACAUUCUCGCAGGAGCUAUAUUUGGACCAUAUGAAGGACUGCUUCUUGCCUGUGUUCUCACCACCGUGGGCUCCACCAUGUGCUACCUCCUGUCCCGGGCCUUCGGAAAACACUACAUUGUUAACCUCUUCCCUGAUAAAGUGUCCAUGCUGCAGAGGAAGGUCGAGGAGAACCAGGACUGUUUGUUCUUCUUUCUGCUCUUCCUGAGAUUCUUUCCCAUGACUCCCAACUGGUUUCUGAACAUGUCUGCCCCGAUUGUCAACAUCCCCAUCACCUUCUUCUUCUGCUCAGUCUUCAUUGGCCUCCUGCCAUACAACUUCAUCUGUGUCCAGACAGGCGCCAUGCUGUCUGAGGUGUCUUCGCUGGAUGACUUGUUCUCCUGGGAGCGGCUGCUGCAGCUGCUGGCCAUCGCCUGCAUGGCUCUGCUGCCCGGCGCCCUCAUCCGCCACUUCAGUCAGCGGCGUCUCAAACUGGACGUGCAGCCACAGAACGGGCUCAUCCCAGAUAAGAAGGUCCAGUGAUUUGUUCUGGGAGUGAGUUUGUUCCCUGGUGCUUUGAUGCCCCCUGUGUGGCGACUCUACAGAAAACCUUUUGUGAAAAAAAGGUUUAUUUUUAUCUGGAGUGCUCUACAUUUCUGCAGCCACCUGGCGAUGGAAUUGCAGCUUUUAGAAAAAUAAGGCUGGCAGUUCAGUAUGGCACAGUGAGAUUUGAAGCCAAGUAUUUUGUGUUACCAAACACUGGUGUUUCUGUGCCAUAGCAUGCACAGGAUAUGUAUAUAGAUGUAUGAAUGUACAGUAAUCAUACGGAUUGAGUGAAGGGUUUUAAGGUAAUGUUGCUCUUGCACUCGUGGCACAGUAAUAGUCCUGCUUCAGUGUAAACAGCUGGUGUUUUAAGUGCCUGUCAUGCAGUCAAACGUCUACCUCCAACAUGGAAAUGUAAAUAUAACAGCCUACCGCUGUUUGUAGUGGCUGGGUGGUUUAGAUGAUUAGGGAUUGUUUGUGUUUGUGAAACACUAACUGUUUGCAGCAUAUAUUGUACAACCUGAAGUUGUAUUUUUGUUGUUUGACAAUCACAUUUUGCAGUUUGGAGGACAAUUUGUACUAUUUUUCAACGUGUUUAAAUUGUGUAAUUUAGAGACCAGAGUUUGACCUCAAGAGUGCUGUGUUUGGGAGUAAUUUUAGGUAAUGUAUUAAAUUACAUUAGGACUUUUGUGACUAAGUGUCCAUGUCUCUUUUACCUUGUCAGGAUCUCUAAUCAGCUGGACUUUUAUCUGAAAGGGAAUUUCCCGUUAAUUCAGUCAGUGUGAGGCCUCUGUUAAAUUGAGCCUUAAUAUUGAUUUGAAAUCUUUCUCUUUGCUGCCUCUUUUUACGGUCCAUGUGUCUUUUGUACAGUAAUGGUCCAACAGCAUGUACCUGGCACAAAGUGUUAUUUUAAAACUCUUUCUUUAUGUUGGUUAAUAUUUAAAAUGAUAUGUCAGCUUUCUGUUUACUUAAAGAUGUAAACUCUGUAAUUCCCAGUUUGGCUGGUAUAUUUGUGUUAUGUCAGGUCACAAAUGAUGUGGCACCUUUUUAUUUCAGAGAUGAAAAAAACGUUGAAAUAAUAAAACAACGGUGAAGUACUGUU
Molecule: messenger RNA, 2067 nt
Organism: Dicentrarchus labrax (European seabass)
Lineage: Eukaryota; Metazoa; Chordata; Actinopteri; Moronidae
Gene: tmem41aa
Product: transmembrane protein 41aa
Exons: 5
Coding region: 120-965 (281 amino acids)
Source: RefSeq, a predicted model, not a curated record